CAAUUAAAUUUCAUGUUGUCUUUUUCUUCCAACAUUCAUACUCUGUGGCGUGGGUUGCACGCGCGCUCUCUGAUAUAUAUAGAAAGCUCAACCUCUCAGAAUCACCGAUCGCCCGCCGCCGGAGAAAUGCAAUCGUUGCAGGAGAAGGCGUCGGAGUGGAGCGGCGUGCUGGAGAGCGACGCCUUCGCGAUUGAUGAAACCAACCUAUUCAACGCCCUCGGUGGCGGCAUCAAGCCCUUCGUCGAGCUGUCCACCAAUUUCUACAACAGGGUUUAUAAUGACGAGGAGGAGUGGUUCCGAUCGAUCUUUGCCGGGUCGAAGAAGGAGGACGCGAUUCGGAAUCAGUACGAGUUCUUUGUGCAGAGAAUGGGAGGACCUCCUCUUUAUUCCCAAAGAAAAGGGCAUCCUGCACUGAUUGGGCGCCAUCGUCCAUUCCCUGUUACUCAUCAAGCAGCAGAGAGGUGGCUACACCAUAUGCAGCAGGCAUUAGAUAUUACCCCAAGCAUUGACGCUGAUUCAAAAAUAAAAAUGAUGAAUUUCUUCAGGUUAAAGACAUCAGGUGUUAUUAGUGUAAACACCACAAACUCUGGGUGUCAGGCAUGCAAAUACGUAAGAAUUGUGUG
Phalaenopsis equestris is the source of this 623-nucleotide messenger RNA. Its product is annotated as two-on-two hemoglobin-3. NCBI's taxonomy places the organism in Eukaryota, Viridiplantae, Streptophyta, Magnoliopsida, Asparagales, Orchidaceae. The record is from RefSeq and is a predicted model, not a curated record. Gene Ontology annotation, biological process: oxygen transport. Gene Ontology annotation, molecular function: heme binding; oxygen binding; oxygen carrier activity.